Messenger RNA from Zea mays, 3237 nucleotides. RefSeq names its product ubiquitin carboxyl-terminal hydrolase 18. Gene Ontology annotation, biological process: protein deubiquitination. Bases 375 to 2930 code for a protein of 851 amino acids. The record is from RefSeq and is a predicted model, not a curated record. Gene Ontology annotation, molecular function: cysteine-type deubiquitinase activity. Lineage: Eukaryota; Viridiplantae; Streptophyta; Magnoliopsida; Poales; Poaceae. Gene Ontology annotation, cellular component: nucleus; cytosol. The transcript has 12 exons.
GCCGAAAGGGAAAAUACAGCCGUUACUACCGCACUCCCCGCUGGGGCUCUGAGGCUCUCUGGCCUGCGCGCCGCGCGGCUACUCCCCCCCUCGCGUUUUCACGCCACCCUCUCUGGGCUGGAGAGCCCCGGAAACGGACGCCGACGCGCGGCAGCCCCCCUCGCCGCCUUCCGGAGCCUUCCGCGUCUUCCGUUACCAGUCCGGGCCAUCAUAAGGGGGCGAGGGCGAGAGGGGGGCGCCCCGUCGAACCCUAAAUCCCUCACCCCCAUUCCUCACCGCGGGCGGCGGCGCGCGCUUGCGGGGCAAGGCUGCUGCUAUGCUCGGCGAGGAUCCACUGAAGUGAGGUUGGACUCAGAGAGUCCGACCUUCCGGGGAUGGAGGUGCCCAAGGCGGUGGCGCUCGUGGCCGCCCUGGCGCUCGUAGCGCUGGGAGCGCUGGCCACCAGGUGGCUGCAGCGCAUGGAAGCGCGGAACGAGGAGGUACGCCGCCUCGCGUUGCUCGCGGCGGCGGAAGAGGAGACCAUCGCGAGGGAGGAGGCCUACUACUACGGGCAGUACGGCGGGUUUGUGCGCUCGUCCGACUUGCCGGAGGCACCCUCGCUGUGGGCGGCGCAGGAGGUGCCUCCUGCGCCGAAGGAGGUGAUGGCUGAGGCGGCGGCGGCGGCGGCGGCGACGGUGGCCUCCCCUACGGCGGGGAAGGGCGUCUGUGCGAUGUGCUCCAAGCCAACGACGCUCCGGUGCAAGCGAUGCAAGAGUGUCAAGUACUGCACCUUAAAAUGUCAGAUAGAUCACUGGAGAAAUGGCCACAAAGAUCAAUGCCAUCCUCUAGGUCAUGGUGCCACACAAGAUGAUACACCUGAAAAUGUUAUGGCUGGAGUAGGGCUUAAGGAUAUGCCCUCUGGGGCAUCCACUACCUACCAAAUUUGUGAUGACAAUAAAGACAUGCUGUAUUCUCAGUUUACUGGGAAGGCAGAAUCUGUUGAUUAUUCGAAGCUUUCAACUUCAAGUAAAAUUUGCAAAGUUUGUGAUGGCACUGUUCAUGAAAAUUCUUGUCCUGCUCAUGACCAGCAUGUUGGGUUGGAACCUGAACCGGAGCAAUCCAACAAGCAAGCUCUUGGCACAGAAAACCAUGAAAGCUUAAGAAAAUUGCCAUGCAUGCCAGCUGUUGACAAAGUUCCUUCCGCUCAAAGUGGUACAUAUUGUUUGGCAAGUAACCAACUUAAAAGAGAAGAUGAUCCUCCUGGUCCCUGUGCUAGGCCAGAGAGCUCAGGUUUGAUGCCACAUAAUUCAUCAACAGAGAAGAAUUAUGCCAGACAACAAACAACUACAAUAGCUGCGAGGAAUUAUCCAACAGAAUCGACGGUUUUUGCAUACAAAAAAUUUGUUGAGCUCUACAGCUUCAACAAGUUGGAAUUGCACCCAUUUGGUCUUUGCAACCUCGGGAAUAGCUGCUAUGCAAAUGCUAUUCUUCAGUGCUUGGCAUUUACCCGGCCACUUACGGCAUAUCUUUUAGAAGGAUAUCAUUCACAAAAUUGUUCUAAAACUGAAUGGUGCUUCAUGUGUGAGUUGGAAAAGGUCUUGAUAGAGGGCAAACAAGGAAAAUCUCCAGUAUCACCUACUGGAAUACUAUAUCAUUUGAAUGAGAUUGGGGUCAGUUUUGGCCAGGGCGAGGAAGAGGAUGCCCAUGAAUUUAUGAGGUAUGCAAUUGAUAAUAUGCAAUCUGCUAGCAUGGAGGAAGCCAAGAAAAAUGGUAUCCAGCAGCUAGCUGAAGAAACAACUCUGGUGCAGUUUAUAUUUGGGGGUUAUCUGCGAUCUAAGAUAAAAUGUACGAAGUGUCAGGUCAUUUCAAAACACAGUGAGCGUAUUUUGGAUUUAACUGUUGAAAUAGAUGGGGAUAUCAGUACCCUUGAUGGUGCACUUCGUCGGUUUACAUCUUCAGAAAUUUUAGACGGUGAUAAUAGGUACCAUUGUAGCAGAUGUAAUUCGUACGAGCGUGCCCAAAAGAAGUUGACUAUAUUAGAGGCCCCAAAUAUAUUGACAAUUGCACUGAAAAGAUAUCAGUCUGGUGUUCUUGGCAAGAUCAGCAAGGCUGUCAAGUUCCCAGAGCACUUAAAUUUGUCCCAGUAUAUGUGUAGAACAGAUGAUUCUAGUCCUGUGUACAGCUUAUAUGCUGUGGUUGUCCACCGCAAUGUUAGGAAUGCAACUGUGUCUGGUCAUUAUGUAUGUUAUGUCAAGGAUUCCCAAGGGAAGUGGCACGAGAUGGACGAUAACAAGGUGAAACCUGUGUCUGUCCAAAAAGUCCUGUCAAGAUGUGCAUACAUGCUGCUCUAUGCAAGAUGUUCACCGCGUGCCCCAACCUCUGCACGCGCUAAGAAACCCAAGCAGAUGGCACGUUCAGGAUCAUUCCCUUCGGGAGGAGGCAGGUACCGGAGCAGGCACCAAGGUGGGCAACUGUCUAAGGACGAUGCGGUCCACAACCUUACAUACACAUUGGGUACAUCUGACACGUCAUCGUACCCGGUAGCACCCUGCUUUAGCGGAAGCAACAGCUCCUCGCUGUUCAGCAGCUCUGAUGCAGGGUCAAGCUGCACUUUCAGCAGCGACAGCACUGACAGUGCCGGGAAAUCCAGCAUGGAGUAUGACCGCAUUUUUGGAACCUCGGGCUAUAUGUGCCCGGUGGUAAGCUCAGCGGUUGUGCCCGAGGGAGACAAUCAGAGUUACUUGCGGCAAGGGUCUAGCUGGAACCCUAGCUCUUCGGGUCAUGACAUGGAUGAGGCAGGUAAGUUUGCGCGGCAGUACCAGGGAGGGUAUCAGGCUGGCGGAGGGGCUCCCGUAGGCGGUUGGGAGACCCCAUCCUUCUCUUACGCCGAUCAAGGUGGGCUUUAUCCAAUCUGGGAGGAGCAGAUGGAGAGUUAUGAAGCAAUGUACUAGCUAGAGAGCUGGAGCCUGGAGGCCUACCGUACGUCGUCAGGGUCGAACGGUUGGUUGAAGAAGAAAACUUGAAGAGAACUGAAUCCCUCGAUAAACAUACUUACAUAUAUAUAUACCAAAAAACUCAGGUGCAGAAUAAUGCUCAGACUGAUGAGCGCGAGACGUUUUGAUGACAUGCCCGUGGUGCUUUCUUUUUCUCUUUGUUUCUCUCUCUCUCUCUGAUGGUGCAUGGCAAGAUACUGGUUGCUGUUGCUGGCUGUAAAACUUUUUUUGUGGAGGAAGCGGAAGUUAACUUUUGACCGUGACA